AUGUAUAUUUCAUUAUUCAUAAUUCAAAUUUUGAAUGUUGCCAUUGCAAGUAAAUGAAAUAUUAUGAUAAUUAUAGCAUUGGAUUGUUUAACAAUAAAGGGGACAGCCUUAAGUAGUUUUGCUUAUAAAACAGAUGGGUCUGUGUAAUUUGAAUUUUCUAUAUCUGCAGCUGGUAAUGUAGAUUUAACAUUUCCAACUUUUUGGAGUGGUUCACCUUCAAUUUCACCUUUAAUCAGCGGAACCACUACUUGUAGGGAAGUAAGUUUAAAUAACAUUAUAAAAGACCACAUAAAGUAUAACAUGUACAUAAAAUAAUCAAAAAUUUACAUGUAUUGCAUAAUCAGGAGGUAGUUUGAUAAUAAGAUGUAAUAAUGUAAUGGGACCACAUACAAAUAAACAGAUUGGAAAUUUCAAUAUAUAAUUUGCUGAUUAAUCUUGCGAUAACAUUCAGAUUAGUAAUUUCUAACCAUAUGGUGGUUCAGUUGUGUUUUCAUCUAAUUCAACAACUGGUUUAUUUCCUAAUACUGAUAAAUUGUAAAUGAUUUGGGAAAACAUAGUAUUACCAAUUUCUUUUAAUACAAAUCCUCGAAUUGAAGUUUCUAUUUUAAGUAAUGGAGAAUUUGUAACAACUUCAACUGUAAAAGGCUAUGUGUCCACUGUAUCAAUAGGUUUAUUAGAAUCAUUAUCAGUGAGUACACCAAAUUUGAUAAAAGCUUAAAUGCCAGAAUAAAUUGCUGUUAAGGAUGCUCCAAUUAAAUUAUAUAUGGAAGCAUUAAAAGUGAUGGGCAACACAUAGCCUAUUCAAUCAUAAAUAGAUUUUAAGGAUUCUAAUGAUGUAUUGUAAUAUUAGAUUCUCUUUCCAACAAUUUCAGUUCAAAAUGAUUAAUUGACAGCUAGUUUAAAUAUUGAAUCAACUGAGAUUAAUAUCUAUACAAAAUAUACUUUUAGUAUAACAAUCAAGAAUGCAUUGAAUUCAGCAGGAUUUGUAAGAAUAGCAUUAGCAUAAACAUUAUUAUCUUCCAAUUUAAUAUGUUAUUGUGAUAAUUCAGUAGCUAUUCCAGUUGUUAAUGUAGAUUAUAUUGAUAUUGGAGGAUGUCUAACAACAAUAGGUAAACAUAAUAUAGCUAUUUAAAAUGUAUUAAAUCCAAUAUCUACAAUAUCAACUAUUACAAUAUCAUAUAUUUAAACUAUGUAGAAUGGAUUUUCAGUAGAUAGAAUGACAAAUUUUUAAUAUAUAUCACCAUCAUUCACACCUGGAACUUUAAAUGCUUAAUAUGAAAGACAAGGAAGUAGUUUGGAUAUAGUAGGAGAUUAUUCAUAUUUCAUAUUAAAAAUAACACCUAAGAAUAUUAUACCUGCUUCAGGUACAUUAAGAAUGGAAAUUCCUUAGGAGAUUAAAUUUGUAAAUCAAAAUACUUAAACUUGUAAUGUAGAUUUAAUAGGUUGUCAAAUUCUUACAAUUUAAGAUUAAGUUUUAGUAUUCAAAUUAUCAUCAUAAUUAGAGGCUUCAAAAUAAUUUACUAUUAAUUCAAUAUCUAUACCAAUUAGAAAUCCAUUUGAUACAAGUUAAACAAAUUAUUUUAGAUUUACUACUUAUGAUUAAUUCAAUAAUAUAAUAGAUACAAUCUCUAAUGUCUAAGGUUAUUCAGUUAAUACUAGAUCAUCAUUUGAUGGAUUAAUUAUUAUAGAAUCAGAUUAACCAUUCAAAAAUGGAUAAUCUAAUACUUUUUAAUUUACUAUUAAAACUAAAACUCCUUAAUUCUAUCCUAUCUAAAUGUCUAUCAAAGUUGGUGAUUUAACAAUCAAUAAUAAUCCAUAAUGUAAAUUAGAGGGAGCUGUCAUUAAGACUUGCACUAAAAUAUCAUCUAAUUAAUUAGAUAUAUUAAUUGAAAGUACUGAUAUACUCUUAUUGCCAACUACAUUAAAGUUAACAGUUUCAACUAUCAGAUGUAAAGAUACUAUGACUUAGAGUUAAGAUUUUGAAUUUUUUACUAAAUCUACUAAUGGAUUAAUGAGUUAUCAAAAAGGUCCAUAUAUUAGUAAUACUUAAUUUGGUGACAUUACAUAAACUGAAUUGAUUGUUGAUAAAUAAUAUUAUGGAGCCUAGAAUGCAGUUUAUUAAUUUAAUUUUGCAUUACAAAAUGGAUUAAUAGAAGGUUUUUAUUAGAUUCAUAUCUUAUUUCCUUUCAAUCUACCUUCCACUGGUUAUUCAUGUAAGGAUACAUCCAAUAAUAAAUUGGACUGCAGUGUCUAAUCCAAUAAUAUUUUAGUUUUUACUGGACCUUUUGAUUCAAAUCAAUUAAGAUAUAAUAUUAUUGUGAAUGGAAUUUCAACUCCUCAAAAUGAAUAAUAACCAAGAACAUUUACAAUUAAAACUUAUAGAAAAAUUGACAAUUCUAAUUAUUUAGUUGAUAGUUCAAUUAAUGGAGCAUUUUAAUUUAAUUUAUUUUGUCCUCAAUUAAAUAAUUGUAGAACUUGCAAAAUCAUUGCUUCUGAUAAUGUUUAAUGUCAAACAUGUUAUACAUCUAUUAUAUCUAAAUAUAUAUAUAUGAAAUAAAAUGCUUGUGUAGAUUUUUGUGGUGAUGGAUAUUAUUAAAAUGAAUAAGAAUUAAUAUGUUAAUAAUGUCCAAACAAUUGUUAAAAUUGUUAACCUGUAAAUAAUGUUUUAAUUUGUGAUAAAUGUUUUAAUAAUUAUAAAUAUUAAGAUGGUGUUUGUGUUGACACAUGUGGUGAGACAUAUUAUUUACCUUUGAAUUCAAAUAAUAAAUGUGAAAAGUGUGAUAGUGAAUGCAUAUUAUGUUCAAUGAAUUCAUCAUAUUGUUCAAAAUGUUAACCAAAUAUACCAUUAUAUGAUCAUAAAUGUUAUAGUAAAGGAUGUGAACAAGGAUAUUAUUAAACUUAUAAUUCAAAUAAGGUUUUAAUUUGUGAAUUAUGUCCAGCUACUUGUAUAAGUUGUAUUACUAAUGAUUAAUGUACUGAAUGUUAACCUGGUUAAUAUUCUUUAUCAGGAACAUGUAGAGCAGAUUGUCCUCUUGGUUAUUUUAUAAAUGAAGAAUAAAUGCAAUGUAAAUCAUGUAUUUCAGGAUGCAGCCAAUGUUCAGAUGAUACUACAUGUGUUAAAUGUUCUGAUGGAUUCUUAUUAAAAAAUUAAUAAUGUGUAUUAACAUGUGGAGAUUAAUAUUAUAUUGAUAGUUCUUAAACUUCUUGUUUGAAAUGCAAUUCAAAUUGCCAAACAUGUGAAUUAAAAGAUGAAUAAUAAUUAUGUAAUUCCUGCAUUAAACCAUAUUUCUUUUCUAAUUUUACUUGUAUUCAAUAAUGUGAAUCAAACUAUUAUUCAGUAAAUCAAGAAUGUUUCUAAUGUUCAUAAAAUUGCUUAACUUGUAAUGGUAGUUCAUAAACUUGUACUUCAUGUUAAGUAUAAGGAGAUACACCAUCAUUUCUAGAUGGAACUGUCUGUGUUACUAAAUGUUCAGAUACUUAUUUUGGUGAUAUUACUAGUGGAAAAUGUGUAUAAUGUCCAAGUACUUGUACUUAAUGCACAUCAUUAAACAAUUGCACUUAAUGCAAUUAAUCAUCAAAAAUUCAUUAUUUAAUUUAAGGUGCUUGUAAAGAAGACUGUCCAAACAAUUAUUAACCUAAAGGAUUACUAUGUGAAUUGAUACCAGAAGAAGUUGUAAUCAAUUUAGGACCUAAUCGAUAUGUCCCAGUACCUCAUUUCAUAUUAUUCACAUUUUUCACCAUAUCUGUACUUGUAUCUAAAUAAUACAGAAGUGAAACUUAUAUGCCUGGAUCAAUUUUAGGUUUGAAUGCUCCUUUAAUAUGGUCAUCAUGGUUGACCGUGUUAUUUUUAUUAUAUAAUUAUUAUGAAUACCAAGAAAUGUAUUAUUUUUGGAUUUUAGUUGGUGGUGUAUUAUUGAAUUGGGUAUUUAAUAUUGGUCAUCAUCUAUUGGUUAUUAAAAAGAUUUGGAAUGAUUAAGAUUUCAUUAGAUGGUAAGCUUCAACUGUGAAAAAUAAAAUUACUAAUUAUAUUUUGAUUUCUUUCUCCUUAAUUUUAGCCUUUCCUCUUUAUAAACUCAUUAUGAGUAGAUAUUUUGGUUUUUCUUUUUUUAAAGCAAAAAUGGUGGAUAUCAAACCUUUCUUUUAUUUUAAUUGUUUAAAUGGACUUUACAUUACAUUUGUAAAUGUUCCUAUAAUUGUUAGUUGUGCAUUGAUUGCCUAUUAUGAAUCUUCAUUUAAUACAUAAACAUUUAUUAGUGCCAUUGAUUCACUAAUUAUUACUUUUUCCAAUAUUUUACUAUUAAUUUGGGAAACUUAAAAAGGAGAAUAAUUUUUUGAUGAAUUUGUCUAAAAUUAUUAUUUAAAUGAAUCUAAAUAAAAUAUUGAAAAAUAAGAAAUUUCUGGAUUCUUUCAACAUCCUUUUGAUUUGAAAUCUUAAGCAGAAUAAAAAAUUGAUAUUUCAGAUUUAGAUGCUUAAGCAGUCAAUUAAGAGAAUGAUGUUACGAAAUAGAAAUCUCAUGAAUAAUCAUAAGAAUAAUCUUGUAAUUUAAAUGGAAUAAGUAUAAUAUUAAGUGAUAAAAAUUCAAAUCCUGUAUUUCAAUAAGAAAGUGAUAGAUCCAAUUAAUUUCCUUAAAAAUAAAUUAUACCUUCUAAUCUCAAACAUACUGUCUAUUAUAAGAAUAUAUAGAAUAAUUAAAUAGAGAAUCCUGAUGCCGAACCUCCAUAUGCAUCUCCUGGAUCUGAAAAUUUCAGUUCAGUUAAGUCUCAAUCAAGUCAACAUUGUUAGAAUUCUUUCAAUGAUCAAAGUCAAAGUCCAUUAAAAGACAUUAGUUAAAUUUAGGAUUCUGAAGAACCACAUGAGAAUAGUUAAUUGUCAAUAUUUGAUGAUGAGAAGAAUAAGAGUCCAUCAAAAUAAUAAAAAGCUUUGCAAUUAUAAUAAAUUUAAGAUUAUCCACCUGAUCAUUAUAAUGUUGUACCAAACUUUGAAAAUUAUUAAGAUAAUGAAAAUGAUCCUCAAUAUAUUAAUUAAUAAGUAGAAAAGGCUGAUAGUUUUUGUAAAAAGAAUUAAUCAUAAUUAUCAAAUAAUUAAGGAGAAAAUAAUCUUUAAUCUAAUCGUAAAUCAUCAUAAUCAAGGAGAGAAUUAACAUAAUCAUUAUAAUAUUCAUAAGUCUAAUAACUUGCAAAAUCUGCUUAAUUUGCAAAUGAAGGUAAUAGAGUAAUAUCAUCAAAUAAAUCUAUGAGUCGAGAUUCUUUGAGUGUUGAAACUAAUAAAGCAUAAUAAGGAUAAUAUACUUAAUAGGUUUCUAAUUAAGAUAAGCCAUUAGUAUAAUCAUUUUUAUAUUAAUAAAAGGAAAUAGAAUAAUAAUAAUAAUAAUAAUAAUAAUAAUAAUAAUAAUAAUAAUAAUAAUAAUAAUAAUUAUAAUAAUAAUAAUAAUAAUAAUAAUUAUAAUAAUAAUAAUUACAGUAAUAAAAAUCAUUAUAAUUUAUUGAAUCUUACUAAUAAUAAUUAAUUAAUACUAAAAGUGAUGAUUUUAAUUAAAUUCAUAAAUAAAAUAUUGAUGAUUAUCCUUCUAUUCCUUCUAAUCAAUUCAAACCAAAAACUAAAUCAAGUGAUCUAAAAGAACCUUCACAGAAAAGCAAUUAGGAUGAUGAUUCUGAUAAUAUAUAACUAUAACUAGGGGUCAUAGAUUAAUAACCAUAAUUUGAUACAGAAGAAGAUUAAAAUAGAAUUCAAAUUUUAAUGGAUAGUAGAGCAAUUGAAGAAGAAGAUUAAGAAAUAUUUCAAGAUUAAAUUCAAAUAUAACAAAUAAAACCAAAACCUUACAAAAUGAAAGUAGAGAACCGUUAAAAGAAAGCUAAGAGUGAAUAAAUAAGUAAAGAGAAGAUUGAAAAGGAGGCUUAGAUUAAGAAUAUUUUUGAUUCAAAUGAUUCAAUUCAUACAAUGUCUGAUUAAGAUUGGGGAGAGAAUCAAAUUUCUCCUUCUGAAUUUAAUUCACUGAAUUAAAGAUUUGAAGAUGAAUAAGCAUUGGAUUUCUAGAUUAAUGUGCCUACUCACAGUAAGACAUAAUAGCAUUACAGAUAGGCAAAAGUGAAGCCCUUAGAUUUUGAAUUUGGAGAUGAAAAUAAUGAUGAAUAAUCUUAUACUGGGUAGGCUUAGGUUGAUUUUACUAAGAAUUUUUAGAUGAAGAAAGAGACUAAACAACAAUAAUUGGAAAAGGUGUAUUUAUAGAAGUUAGAGAAAAAUGAGAAGAUUGGUAGUAGAGUAAAUAAAUGGGAAUUUAAGAAGAAGUAGGUCAAUAAAAAUCAUCCAAAAGAUAUAUCAGAUGCUUAUAUUGAUGAUUAGAUUGAUGUUGAAGAUAUCAACUUUUGA
Molecule: messenger RNA, 6367 nt
Organism: Paramecium pentaurelia
Lineage: Eukaryota; Ciliophora; Oligohymenophorea; Peniculida; Parameciidae
Source: the annotation of a GenBank genome assembly